UGCGUGCUCGAUGUGUAUAGUGAUCAACCGCGUAGAUCUAUUGCCGUAACGGACUGGUCGCACGUGGACUUGUAUAUUAUAGUGAUCGCUGGCUGCCGGUUAAUUAUUAUUAUAAUUAUACUUUUUUAAUUUUUGUUUUUAAUACUUCAGACAUCGAUUGCAUAGCACCGGUCAUCGGCUUCAUCGCAGAUUACCACAUGUGCUACGAAUUACUUACAGUAGUAUUUGAAGUGUAAUGGGUGCGUGUUUCUUCAGAGAUGCACAAAUGGCUGCAAUUGCCGGCCAAUCCUACAGAAGAUCCGCUGGCCACUGUUUAUCCAAUCAAUCACUACAAGAAGUCCCAUGUCUACGCUGUUACUAGAAUAAAUCCGAUUUACGUGGACGACGAGAACGUGCACCACACCAGCAAUGAGACGUGGAAGAACAAGAGCGGCAGUUCCGGGUACGACAGCCAACCGCACUCGGACCACUCGAGCUUGGACAAGGGUUCGCCGCCGGGCACCAAGUGUCUGAGGAACGGGACGACGCCACCGUCGUCGGACGAAUCGUCGGGCAGUCCGGUGCAGAGGGCGGCGGCGCCUUGGCUGCUGUCGCCGAUCAAGGAGGGCGUCAUCGAUGUGCAUCAGUACUGCAUACCGCGGCCGGUGUGGCCGGGUCACGGGGACGGCGGCACGCACGGAUACCCCGCGGACCUGGACCGCAUACCGCGGGUCAAGUGCUGCAGGCACUGCGCCCGUUGCCGGUGCCGCAGCAGUAGCAGCACCAGCAGCAGCAGCACCGGUAGCACCAACAGCGGCGGCAAGAUCGUGAGCGGCGGCGGCAGCUUUUCCGGGUACUCGUCCGCGUUUGGCGGUGGCACCAUCAGCACCGGCAGCACCAGCACCACCUCCAGCGGCGGCGGCGCGGGAUUGUGUUUGGACGACGUGAACCCGUCGCCCGCGGGCAACGGCCCGGUCGUCUCCAAUCGGUCGCCACUGACGUUGGACCCGCGUUUUAGCGACGGCGUUGGCAUCAACAAAGCUCUGGUGGACAACUGGAACACCGUCGAACUGAGGCUCAAUCAAAAGACUGAUCACCUACACUACGAUUGCGGCGCCAUGUUACGCGGACUACAAUUCACGUUGGACACGCAGCAAGCCGAAAAGUUGAUGCAGAAGAUCAAAGUGGGGAAAAAGCAUAGGUGUUGGUGUCGCUUCAUCACCGCAUGCGUGGGUCUGAUCAUGUUCCUUGUGUCCGUGGUCACGGUGAGCCUCACGCUUACCAGGGGACAAAAAAUGUUCGGCUCUCUCUGAUGACAUCGCAUUUCAACUCUCGUCUCUCAAAUAACGUAAUAACAAUAAUAAUAUUACUCAUGAUACACCUAUUGAUUAUUAUUAUUAUUGUUGUUAUAUCGUCA
Melanaphis sacchari is the source of this 1396-nucleotide messenger RNA. RefSeq lists its product as uncharacterized. The transcript has 4 exons. The record is from RefSeq and is a predicted model, not a curated record. Lineage: Eukaryota; Metazoa; Arthropoda; Insecta; Hemiptera; Aphididae. Bases 258 to 1292 code for a protein of 344 amino acids.